UUUUUUUUUAACCAGCUGCUCGGAUCCUCCCACAACCUGGAGCCAGGAAACUGUGGUUGCCUAGCAAGUUUUUUUUUUUAUUAUCCGCGGAGCAAAGUUUUCAAGACGUGUUUUCUCGGGUCAUUUUUUUUUUCUUUGUUUGGGCUGUUGUUCGUUCGCAGAAGCUUUUUUUUUAGCACACUUUCUCCCCACAGAGGACCAACUGGAAGCGCGGAAAAAUGUCGGUCGCAGGAUUCAAGAAGCAAUUUUUCAAAGCCAGUCAGUUGAUGAGUGAGAAGGUGGGAGGGGCAGAAGGAACCAAGCUGGAUGAAGACUUUAAAGAACUUGAACGAAAAGCAGAUGUUACCAGCAAAGCAGUGGUGGAUGUCAUCAGUAAAACGACAGAGUACCUGCAGCCCAAUCCUGCGUCCAGGACUAAGCUCAACAUGCUCAACACAGUGUCCAAAAUCCGUGGGCAGGUGAAUAGCCCUGGCUAUCCCCAGUCUGAGGGGCUACUGGGAGAGUCUAUGAAUAAAUAUGGACGGGACAUAGGCGAGGACAAUAACUUUGGUGGAGCUCUGCUGGACGUUGGAGAGGCAAUGAAGAGGUUGGCGGAGGUCAAGGACUCCUUGGAUAUUGAUGUGAAGCAGAAUUUUAUCGACCCACUGCAGGCAGUCGCUGACAGGGACAUCAAAGAUAUUCAGCACCACUUAAAAAAGAUGGAAGGCCGCCGUUUGGACUAUGAUUAUAAAAAGAAACGUCAAGGUAAAAUCCCAGAUGAGGAGAUCAGGCAGGCCCUGGACAAGUUUCACGAGUCCAAAGAGAUGGCCGAGAGCUCCAUGCAUAAUCUGUUGGAAACUGACGUGGAGCAGGUGAGUCAGCUGUCUGCCUUUGUGGAGUCCCUGUUGCAGUACCACAGGCAGGCCACAGAGGUCCUGGAGGAGGUGACAGAGAAACUGAGAGAAAGGGUAAACGAAUCUCAGUCCCGUCCCCGUCCAAAGCGCGAACCUAAACCCAGACAAUCCUUUGACUAUGGAGACACGGACCCCUCCAACGACGGAUAUUCAUCUGCCGCCGUGAGCCCUCCGUCAUACGCUUCUGCAGCCCAAGCAUACCAUCCACCUCCGUCCAUGAAAAAGCCCUCCAUCAGGAGCAAACCGCGGGAGCCGUGCUGUAAAGCCCUGUACGACUUUGUGGCUGAGAACGACGGAGAGCUGGGCUUCUGCGAGGGGGAAAUCAUCACGCUGGUCAGUCAAAUCGACGAGAACUGGUUUGAAGGAAGACUCCGCGGACAGUCUGGAUUAUUUCCCACCAACUACGUGGAAGUAGUUGUGCCUCUGUCACGCUAACACAAGAACGGCGAGAAGCAAGCAUUAGAAUGAAGCCGAACGGGAAAGACUGAGGUUUAGAAAUAUAGUCACAGAAACAUAGCAAGGAAAUUGUUUUUUUUGUUUUGUUUUUUUUUUAUCUUUUGGGAUUUUUAUUUUUAUUUUAUUUUUUGAGUAAAAAGGAGAAACUUCCUAUUUUGUUGCGAUUGAAUGGAUUUGCAAACAUAGGAACACAAAGGACAACCGUUGGUCCAGUCAGAGGUGAUGCGUGAUACUUGGGUGCAAUUGCCACAGUCUUUGUAAAACGUUUUUUUUUUUUUUUUUUUUUUUUUUUUUUUUUUUUUUUUUUGGCACCUUUGCACUUUGUACACAACGGCUCCAGCUGAAUGCUAAACAGAACCAAACGUCGUUUAGAUGGGCAUCAGUAUCUAAUCACUUUCUAUGUCUUAUUGAAUUUCAUCCUCAGUAUCGUGUUCUGUGUAUUGCAGAAAAUUGAGCCACACAAAACCAUUUAGUUUUGUUCUUUAAUUCUACAGUUUUAAACAUCUUGGGCUACAGACUUGAGCACCAAAGCAAAAUAGACACUACUGGGAACCGUUUGUCGUCAUCAAACUUUUGAUCCUUUAUCGCCAUCUGGUGGUUCUAUGCAGGGUGUCAGUCUUGUUUUUGUAUGUGUGUGAUCAACCAUGAGUUCUGACACGUUUAAGAAGUUCACAUUGGGUGUGUUGUUCUAAUUGGGAGUGAAAGCUGAAACUGGAUAUUAGAUUUGCAGGUUCUGCUGACAUAGGCUAUUUUGGCAACAGAAAAGCCUUGAAUUUGGGUUUUUAAAUGCAGAGAUACUCUGCAAAUGCACUACUUGAUUAUAUUUAUUACACUAGUACUGCGUUACAUUUGUCUCCGAAGUCCGAGCUCAGAUUAGGAAAACGCUCGACGCCGAGCUCAGCAGGUUCUAGUUGGCAGAUUUAAACCCAGAGGGAUUGUCUAAUUGGUGCGGUGCUAACUGCUAUUCACAGCACAAGCAGAAUCACAAAGAGCUAAUGAGGGUUUUAUGGGUUCUGUACCCUAACCCGAAUGAAUAGAGGCUUGUCAGUGCUGUGUGUGACUGAUUCAAAUAAACACUAACUUUUAGAAAUAAAACGUUUUAUACCUGCAACUUUCACUACAUUUUAGAUGUGCGGCAGCCAUGUCGAUUGCAGAAUCCAUGGCCGCUCUGGGACUUCCAUCUUUCAGGAGGCAAUUUUGUUGUAUUCCCACCUGGGAACGCGUUACAAAAAUCCAACUAGUAAAUUCAAAUAGAAGACAUCAUAAAUCCCUUGUUUACUUUUUAUUCUCCUAUUUAACUGCCAAUAUACUGGUCUUUAAAAUCACUCUAAAUAUAUUCACUACUACCAAAGAAAGGUUGCCCAUGUUUCUGAACUCAGUCCUCUUAUCAUUACAGAUGCUUGUAUUUUAUUCAGUCUAAUUUUAACUUGAAGCGAAACCCUAAACAAUAAAGAGCCAAGACUGAUUUAGUCCGUAUAGUGAGUAAUAUUUAACCAAAAAAACAGCAAGAGGGUUUCUUUGUGUUCCUCUGCUCUCUCAGGCUCGGCUGAUGCUGCUGGCAGUGUCGUUUGUUCUCCACGGCUUUUUGUUGGCAAAUGUUUGUUUGCCUGUGAAUGUUCCAUCUAUGAUCUCCUCGCGCCCCUCAGCUUUGUGUAGGCUCUGCUUUGAUUUGGGGCAUGGAAAUGCAUGGUGAUGUGAGCUUGGUGUCGCCUUACCUGCCUGUGCACCGCGGCUUAUGGGGGGGAUGCUGUCUCCCAGUGUGAUUUGUGCGCCGAUUUUUACAAAUAACAAGGUCUGUCCACAAUAGCUGGCUUCAGUUUCAGUUAAGCCUAUUACAAGAAAACUAUGAACUGUCACGGUUCAUGCAGUUCGUUAAAAUGCCAACUUUCCCCUCUUGUCAUGAUCCCCUUGUUAAACUGCUCCCCCCUUUCCUGCCCCGCUCAUCUUUGCCGUCUCUAUUUAAAGUGCAAGUGGAACAGACAGGUCUUUUUUUUUUUUUUUUUUUUUUCCUGCAGAGAAGGAGACACAACAGUGGAUUAUGCCCUCCCCCCACCACUCUAUUCACCACCUGCCCCCCUUCCUCAUUAUCUGUCCCGUCCCAAACCCACGGUGCCUCUGCACGCUCAUUCUCUUAUGCAUGCUUUGCAUUAUAUCCACACUGCCUGUCCUGCUGCGGACCUCCUUAAUGCAUACGUUAUCAGCGGUGUGUUUAGGACCCUGGCUGCGCUGAGUAAUAGCUGUGGUUCAGGUGUGGGUUAACACGCCUCAUUACACUAAACCAUAACCCCUUGAAGAGAGGCAGAAGGUGUGCGGCUCAGCUUGGGUCAUCUAGAUGACGAACGAUGUUGUGGAACAAAGGGCUGAGAUCAUCUUUUGUGGCACUGCUGCAGCUCACAUUACUAUAUUAUGUAUCAGCUUUGCAAUAUUGAUGAAGUAUUAACAGCUUUAAAGCUUUAUUUCACUAUGCACAAUGUUAAUGGAAAUGUUCUGUGAACGAUAUAGCCCCCACCUUUUCUUCUUCUUUUUUUUUUUACGUCUUUAUUUAAAAAAAAAAAAAGCUUUUGGUUAAUUCAGUACCUUGUGUCUUGUAACUGUGACGCUUUGGGAAGGGUAAAUGUGGGAUUAUCUUGGAUUACCUCUAUACUAGGCAAAGUGUAAUCUUGUGUAUCGUGUGUUUUUAUUGUCUCUGAAUAAAUGCCGUUCGUUUUCUUCAAUAAAUGUUAAACGCGGUCCUCCUCCGUGA
Fundulus heteroclitus (mummichog) is the source of this 4092-nucleotide messenger RNA. Its product is annotated as endophilin-A2. The record is from RefSeq and is a predicted model, not a curated record. Gene Ontology annotation, cellular component: glutamatergic synapse; presynapse; cytoplasm. NCBI's taxonomy places the organism in Eukaryota, Metazoa, Chordata, Actinopteri, Cyprinodontiformes, Fundulidae. The transcript has 9 exons. Bases 219 to 1328 code for a protein of 369 amino acids. Gene Ontology annotation, biological process: synaptic vesicle uncoating. Gene Ontology annotation, molecular function: protein binding.